GGCGUGUGCCGAGAGCGCCUGCGGCCCGAGCGGGAGCCGCGCCUGCUGCCCUGCUUACACUCAGCCUGCAGCUCCUGUCUAGGGCCCCCAGCGCCCGCAGCCGCCAACAGCUCCGGUGAUGGCGGCGCGGCGGGCGACGGCUCGGUCAUGGUGGACUGUCCUGUGUGCAAGCAGCAGUGCUUCUUGAAAGACAUCGUGGAGAAUUACUUCAUGCGUGACAGUGGCGGCAAGGCUGUUACCGAUGCCCAGGAUGCCAAUCAGUGCUGUACCAGUUGUGAGGAUAACGCGCCGGCCACCAGCUACUGCGUGGAAUGCUCAGAGCCCCUGUGUGAGACCUGCGUGGAGGCACACCAGCGAGUGAAGUACACCAAGGACCACACUGUGCGCUCUACAGGGCCAGCCAAGACUCGGGACGGCGAGCGCACAGUGUUCUGCAAUGUGCACAAGCACGAGCCCCUUGUGCUGUUUUGUGAGAGUUGUGACACCCUUACCUGCCGGGACUGCCAACUCAACGCCCACAAGGACCACCAGUACCAAUUCCUGGAGGAUGCGGUGAGGAACCAGCGCAAGCUCCUGGCCUCGUUGGUGAAGCGCCUUGGGGACAAGCAUGCCACGCUGCAGAAGAGCACCAAGGACGUUCGCAGCUCGAUCCGCCAGGUGUCCGAUGUGCAGAAGCGCGUGCAGGUGGACGUCAAGAUGGCCAUCCUGCAGAUCAUGAAGGAGCUGAACAAGCGGGGCCGUGUGCUGGUCAAUGAUGCCCAGAAGGUGACUGAGGGACAGCAGGAACGGCUGGAGCGGCAGCACUGGACUAUGACCAAGAUCCAGAAGCACCAGGAGCACAUCCUACGCUUUGCAUCUUGGGCCCUGGAGAGUGAUAACAACACGGCCCUAUUGCUCUCCAAGAAGCUGAUCUACUUCCAGCUGCACCGGGCCCUUAAGAUGAUCGUGGACCCAGUGGAGCCUCAUGGGGAGAUGAAGUUCCAGUGGGACCUCAAUGCCUGGACCAAGAGUGCAGAGGCCUUUGGCAAAAUCGUGGCAGAGCGCCCAGGCACCAAUUCUACAGGCCCUUCACCUAUGGCCCCCCCGAGGGCCCCUGGCCCACUGAGCAAGCAAGGCUCCGGCAGCAGCCAGCCCAUGGAGGUGCAGGAAGGCUAUGGCUUCGGGUCAGCAGAUGACCCAUACUCAAGUGCGGAGCCCCACGUGUCCGGUGUGAAGCGGGCCCGCUCUGGUGAGGGGGAUGUGAGUGGACUCAUGCGCAAGGUCCCAAGAGUCAGUCUGGAGCGCCUGGAUCUGGACCUCACAGCUGACAGCCAGCCACCCGUGUUCAAGGUCUUCCCAGGCAACACCACAGAGGACUACAACCUCAUUGUCAUUGAGCGGGGUGGAGCGGCUGCCGCUGCUGGCCAGCCUCCAUCUGGUGGCCCUGGUGCCCUGGAUGACAGCGCCACCAUCUGCCGAGUCUGCCAGAAGCCAGGAGAUCUAGUCAUGUGCAACCAAUGCGAGUUCUGCUUCCACCUGGAUUGUCACCUGCCAGCUUUGCAGGAUGUGCCAGGGGAGGAGUGGAGCUGCUCGCUCUGCCAUGUGCUUCCUGACCUGAAGGAGGAGGACGGGAGCCUCAACCUGGACGGGGCAGACACCACUGGUGUGGUGGCCAAGCUUUCGCCUGCCAACCAGCGGAAAUGUGAGCGUGUCUUACUGGCCCUGUUCUGUCAUGAGCCAUGCCGCCCCCUGCACCAGCUGGCCACCGACUCCACCUUCACCCUGGACCAGCCUGGUGGCACCCUGGACCUGACGCUGAUCCGAGCCCGCCUUCAGGAGAAGCUGUCUCCCCCUUAUAGCUCUCCUCAAGAGUUUGCUCAGGAUGUGGGCCGCAUGUUCAAGCAGUUCAACAAGCUGACUGAGGACAAGGCCGACGUGCAAUCCAUCAUUGGCCUGCAGCGCUUCUUUGAGACACGCAUGAACGAAGCCUUUGGUGACACCAAGUUCUCAGCUGUGCUGGUUGAGCCACCCCCACUGAGCCUGCCUGGUGCUGGCCUGGGGGCCCCAGAGCUGCCUGGAGGCCCCAGCGAUGGCCUCUGAAGCAGGUGCCCCCAUGGCUGGUCUGGCCCUGCCCUGCCCCCACCCCAUCCCCCUAGACCUCCUGGUGGCCUGGCUCCCACUCCCUGGUGGCCCUGACCCCCAGCUCCUUACAAUAUGGUUUUUACUUAUGUGGAUUUAAUAAAAACUUCACCAGUUAC
Molecule: messenger RNA, 2237 nt
Organism: Echinops telfairi (small Madagascar hedgehog)
Lineage: Eukaryota; Metazoa; Chordata; Mammalia; Afrosoricida; Tenrecidae
Gene: TRIM28
Product: tripartite motif containing 28
Exons: 17
Molecular function (GO): protein binding; zinc ion binding; transcription corepressor activity
Source: RefSeq, a predicted model, not a curated record